GCAAGUGCCCCUGGAACGCUGGCAACACCCCAGUCCGGAAGCAGAAGGGGGGAACGCACACACACAAUUACACACACACACAGCCUGGAACCCGGGUGUGCAGCUGCCAGGGAGAGAGGAAGGCAACGCAACCCUGACCCACAACAGACCACGUUGGGUCAGCUGGGGGCCAUGUCAGAGGGGGACCGGCCAACAAGCAGCCUAAGUCAAGCCAGCAGCACUGCCACCAUCUCUUCCGUCUCAAUGGGAGCCAAGCGAAACACAGCCCGGACAGUCCAGAAGGUACACACUUUUGGAAAAAGGGCAAACUCCAUCAAGAGAGAUCCCAACUCACCUGUUAUCAUGCGUGGGUGGCUUUACAAACAGGACAGUUCAGGACUUAAACUAUGGAAACGGCGUUGGUUUGUCCUUUCCAAUUACUGUCUUUUCUAUUAUCGAGACAGUCGUGAAGAGAUGGUUUUGGGCAGCAUCCCUCUCCCUAGUUAUGAGAUCCGGACAGCGUUCUCCAAAGAGAAGAAGAACCGGCGCUUUGUGUUCAAGGCUGAACAUCCUGGCAUGAGAACAUAUUACUUCAGUGCGGAAACCCAGUUGGACAUGAACAGUUGGAUCAGAGCAAUGAACCAGGCAGCGACGGCUGAGUGUGACUGUGGAAACUACACCCGGGGUCUCCAAAGCCAGUCUGUGUCCACUCAUACCAGCUUAGAGGAUGUCAGGGAUGUGCCAGAUGACUAUGCCAAAAGCGCAGAAUCGCUGGAAAUUGCCCGUCUCUCUGAGAAACAGGAGGACGAGGCCUCAUUAUCUGAGAGCCUCCACCAGCAAGAUAGUCAAAGGGGUUCCCCUCCCCCCAGGAGGAUUUCUUUAUCCAGUUCUGUCAACGGGAUCUACUAUAACGAAAGGAUAGAGCAGCCAGAUUUAAGCUCCCUGUCUUCCCAGACGCACGGCUGUCCCUCUCCCAUUUCUUGUACAAAAUUCAUCUCCGGGCCCCGAUCCCCAGCCCCUCCUCCCUCUGAGAGCUCACCCCCUUCCUCUCCUUCUCGGACCUCUCAGACUUCCCCUAUGCUUUCCAUCCGCUCUUCUCGCUCCUACUCCCUUCCCUUGACCCCAGCUGAGUCCCCACGUAUACCCGAGGCUCACCUGUCACCCAAUCAUGUUCACCGGAAACCUCCACGGACAGCUGCAGCACAGGCAGCCUCGUGCGAAGACCUAUCCUCUCGGGCUUCUCCACGGACUGUUAUUGUACGUCCCAACACUCCAAUGGGAAGGGUUGACAUCGCCCCCAGUGAAACCCCUCCGAGUAACCCCUACGCCAUACUGGCACCUGGCACCAGGGGCCGCUCCCUGACGCCUGCUGACCGCUAUGAUGUCCACCCGUCCUCUGAAGAACCUUAUGGCAGGCGCUAUGCUCGGAGCCCUCACCCUAUCAGAGCUCGACCUAUGGGUGAGGAUAGCCUCAUGGCCACACUGGGGAGGCCACAACAGAACAGAUUUCCAGAUCGAGCUUAUAUUUCUCCAUCUACUGGACCAACCCGAGCUUUGGUGAUGAAUCGACUUCAUGGUCGACUAAUCACCCCCCACUCAGCCUCCUCAAGCUACCUGCACCUACCACCCUUGCCCCCUACACCUAACCGAUCCACCCCUGGGAAAAGGACAUCUUUAGGGAAUAUGAAUCGGACUCCUGUGCGGGAAAGGAAUGUCCACCCUGUCAGCGGGCAGCGUUUUGAGACUAAUACGGAUGUGCUAUUGACAAAACUGUGUGGCCAAGACAAACUUCUCCGUGGUUUUGAAGAUGAAAUUGGGCAGCUCCAGGCUGAAAAGGAACGUCUGGAAAAGGCUUUGGAGGUGACACGUUUGAGGCUGGAGGAAUGUAAAGGUCAAGACGCCACGAUGGAGAAAAUUGGCUUCCAGCAAAGACAGCUGCAAGAUGAACUGGUGCAAAUCCGAGCUCGUCUCUGCGACCUGGCGCUGGACAGUGAACGAGCCUGGGAGGAUUAUACUGCCCUCGAAUCCGAACUGCAAAUGCUGAAGGGCUCCUUAGAACAUAUCCGGAGUGUAGGGCAUCCCCAGGACCAAACCGCUGCUCAGCAAGAUCUGUGGCGGAUCCAUGACAUCCUGGCAGGAUUGAGAUGCAGUACAGUAAACUAUCACAACCUGGAAAACAGACGAUCAGACGUGUCUUCAGUCAUGAUACCAGCCCUGGAUUCUCACCUGGGAACAAAUCACAAUGGAACAGAGAAGGAAUCUGAAACGGCCAUUCCACCCAAAUCCAACCUCACCUUCCACGAAUUCACAUCCAGCCAUGUCUUAGUCUCAGGGGACUCAGCCCGAGUUGUUCGCCAGUCAGAAAACAGGCAGCAGGAUGCUUUCAGUGGAAGAGAUCUGCCUAGGAGCCCACCUACCUCUAGCAGGAAGCAGCGAGAGAAUAUGUCACGCUGUUUGGAGGGGAUUCGAAGGUCCCAAAACUCUGGUGACCCCCCAGAAUCGGAGAAAGGACAUGCCAUGAGGGGAACAGAUGCAGCUUGCCUAGGUCAUGGCAAUCACAUUAAUCAUCUAAGCAAAGAUGUUGAGCCCAGCAUCGCAAAGGUGGCUCCCUCGGAAGCGAGUGCCCCUCGCAGUGGUCGCAUGAGCGCUCAGGAACAGCUGAUCAGGAUGCAGAGGAAUCAGGAGGCCAAAAGAAAAGCAGAAGCUGCCCAGUCCAACCCUCCGGGUCCCUGCCGAGAGUCUCUCAAACGUGGGUCUAGCCGGCCCCUCCCCAAUAGCCCCCCAGAGCCAUCACCCAAGGAGAGCAUGCAAACUGGGGGACUCAAGCCUUCUCGAUCCUCCCCAACCCCUGAGUGGGAAAGACAACGAGUCAUCCAGCUUUCCUAUGCACUGGCAGCAGAGGCUUCGCAACAGCGGGAGAAACGCAUUGCAGGAAGCACCAGUUCUCACUCCUCUCUUGAUGACAUCUCUGCAUCCCGUGAUAACUUGAGCCAUCAUCACCUUCCCAGUAAUGCCACCUCCAAAGACUCAGAGUCCAGAAAUAAGAUAUCUGAGCAUGACCAAAGAGCCCCACGAAACCUAAGCUGUACCUCCAGCCCAGCAAAUCAGGCACGAUCUUCAUCUCAAACUGCCAAUCAAAUAUCAUACACUUUGGAAGCAUUUAAUCGCUCAUAUCCUCAUGCUGAGGAAGACAACCAAUUGUCCUCAAAGCCCAAGACUCCGCAGUUGACACCUGGUUUGCUAGAAUCAAACAAUGAGAAGCCAUCUACGAUUCACAUUCCUCACCGGGGAUCUCCUUUGCCUCAGUCUGCCAAUGGGAAGUUGUCUUUUUCUAGGGGUUCUCCUCCACCAUGGGAUUGUGAGGUGUGGGCAUCUGAGCAAAAUCUUCUUGGUAGUCAGGGCCCAGCCCAUGGCAGGCGUCUCAGGUCAAAAGGUAAGCAGAAGUCCCCCCAAGUUGCGAGGUAUGUUGGAGAUAUUGCACGGCCUGUCAAAGUCACAUUGGCAAAAUCCAGUUUUUAAGUCAUAUUGGUAGAGAAGGCAGGGUCCUGCAGUGUGGUGAAGGGCCACAGACUUGACAGUCCCAAAAUUGGCAGCUCC
Molecule: messenger RNA, 3576 nt
Organism: Anolis sagrei ordinatus
Lineage: Eukaryota; Metazoa; Chordata; Lepidosauria; Squamata; Anolidae
Source: RefSeq, a predicted model, not a curated record